AUGGAGAGUUUUGUUAAGAAAGUAUGGGCUCCUGUAGCUAAUCCUGAAAUCUUGCUUCUAAAAUCUAGCUUGUUCUUGUUUAAAUUCAAUAGCAAAGAGGAAAUGGAAGAAAUCAUGGACAAUGGUCCUUGGUUCUUUGGAUCAAGACCUCUCCUACUUAAGCAAUGGUCUAAUGAGGAAGAUGUUGAAAAGAGUUUUGAAAACAAAUAUCCUGUAUGGAUCCAAUUGCCAGGUUUGAGACUAAAUCUGUGGAAUGCUAAAAGUCUUAGUAAAAUUUCUAGUGUUAUUGGCAAGCCAAUCACAACAGAUAAAUUGACAGCUAAUAGGCAAAGAUUAGCCUAUGCAAGGAUCCUUGGGCCAAAUGGAAAAUUGAUUAAGCAAUUGGUAUACUAUGAGCUAAAGCCUAAAUGGUGUGAAAUAUGCAAGCAGAUUGGGCAUGAUACAAAGAAUUGCAAGAGGCAAAUUAAUACACAAAGAUGGGUUCCAAAAAAGGCUCCUGCAGUAAAUGUUUCUGCUCAGAAUGUUACUGUCAGUGCCCAACAACCUGUUCUACAAAAUCAACAGAAGCCUGAUCAAGAUGAAACAGUCAAGGUUGCUGUGAAUUCCUUAGAUGGAGAAAACUCUGUGCAAAAUGUUCAUAUUAAUCAAAAGGAUAUGUAUGAUACACUGAACAUAGGAAAAUUUUCAGCUGGAAAAGACACUGUGCAUGUUGUGCACGUUUUACAAUCUGAUUCUGGAGUUAAUGCACAUACUGGAAAUCCUUGGCUGAAAAAAGCAAAUGGGAAAAGGAACUCAUUCUCCCCUUUGGCUGGAAUGAUGCAACAUAUUGUACAGAAUCACCUCUCUUUCAUUGCAUUACUUGAAACAAAAAUCAAUAAGCAUAUUACUUGUUCUGUCAAUUCUAUAGAUGGAAGGAUAAACUGCAUUAUCUCUUCAAUCUAUGGCCUCAACCAUCAGGAAUCUAGGAAAAUCCUAUGGACAGAUCUCCUUCAAAUGCAUCAAAAAGCUGGAAACACCCCAUGGCUUCUUUGUGGGGACUUCAACACAAUGAUCAAUGCUGAUGAAAAAAUAGGAGGAAUAGCUCUUACUGAUGCAGAUACUCAUGAUUUCAAUUCUUUCAUUGAUAAUAGUAAUUUCCAGCACCUAAAUACUCUGGGCUGUUUCUUUACCUGGAGCAACAAACAGGAUCAAAACUCUAGAAUCUGGUGCAGACUUGACAGGGCACUUGUAAAUGAAUCAUGGAUUGACAAAUAUAACUCUAGUCAUGUGGAAUAUCUUCUGCCAACCUCCUCAGAUCACUCCCCAGCUUUGAUCAAAAUAUAUGAAGAGGAAAAGCAAGGGAAAAAACCUUUUAAGUUCUUUAAUAUGUGGACUAAGCACAGCAGCUAUCUACACACAGUUAACUCUAUAUGGCAACUGAAGGAUUUGUAUUGUCUGCCGUUUUACGUAUCUGGUCGUCCUAUUGACUUGUAUGCUUCACUAACUUGCUUCAUACGCUCGUUAGCUUCUUUACGACACUUGGAUCUGACCGUCCAGCGUGGCGGGUACUUGGAGCUGACCGACAAGUGUGGCGGGUACUUGGAGCUGACCGACAAGCGUGUGAGCCAUCCAGGUAAUCUUUCUUGA
This is a messenger RNA of Asparagus officinalis (garden asparagus), 1626 nucleotides long. RefSeq lists its product as uncharacterized. NCBI's taxonomy places the organism in Eukaryota, Viridiplantae, Streptophyta, Magnoliopsida, Asparagales, Asparagaceae. Gene Ontology annotation, molecular function: catalytic activity. The record is from RefSeq and is a predicted model, not a curated record. The transcript has 5 exons. Bases 1 to 1626 code for a protein of 541 amino acids.